Molecule: messenger RNA, 5772 nt
Organism: Episyrphus balteatus (marmalade hoverfly)
Lineage: Eukaryota; Metazoa; Arthropoda; Insecta; Diptera; Syrphidae
Gene: GEFmeso
Exons: 8
Coding region: 1170-5357 (1395 amino acids)
Molecular function (GO): guanyl-nucleotide exchange factor activity
Source: RefSeq, a predicted model, not a curated record
CGUCGUCGGUUGUUGUUACUGACAAAUUUAUUACUGUUGUCCCCCUUUUUUCUUUAUUUAUCUAAAGAUAAUUAUUUUUAUCUCGUUAACAACAUUUAGCACCUUCUUUUGUGUCAUUUUUAUACAUAAGUUUCUUUUUUGUUCUUAUUUAAUUAACAAAACAAUAAAAAAAAAAAAAAACUGCAAAACCUUAUGACUCUUAUGAACGAGUCAUACGAUAUUUCUCAGAAUUUUUGCCAACAAAAAAGCGAUUUUUUUGGAAUUUCUUUAAGCUUCGCGUGUUGUAUGUUUGGCGGCUCUGUGACGUAGGCGCACGCUUUUGUGUGUGCACUAACCAAACCAACAUGUAAUUAGUAUGUGAUCAAGUUUGUUUUGACGCUGUUAUUAAGAUCGUAGAUACACAUUUUCAAGUUUUCAGAUACAAUUUGCCAGAAAAAUAAAAAAUUGCAUUCUCUCCUCGGUCGGCUAGAGUUAAUUUCAAUUUUUUAAUAUUUUUUUAUCUUAUCUUAAAUGGGGGUAUUUAUAUAUCUGGGGUGUAUAAAAAUGAUUAUAGUGUGUGAUCGGGAGUGAUUUACCUCUGCGCAGGCUAACCGUCUAUUAAAUAUCCAAUUUGAAUGCCUUCAACAAGUAUCUUUUUUAAACUUGUAUCUAUAUUGGCAUAUUAAUCUGCGAAAUAAAAUCGUAAAAGAAUAAAAAAAAAAAGAAAUCUUAAUAAGCUUAGAAGAUUGAAAUAAGAAAACAUAUAAGAAAAAAAAAAUAAAAAGAUACAUCGUGCAAUAAAUGUAUCUAAACAAUAAGUGAUUCACAGUGCAUUACACUCUCUCUAUAUUCGCGAAACCGAACCGGGUUUUACUCUUGCAUUCAUUCGAUCUCGGCUGCUGUUUGUUGGGGUCUUGAGAGUCUAUGAGAGUGUAGUAUCUUUUGUAUCUAUGCUGACUUUGCCGCCGCCGCAAACGCAGAUGGUUUUUACAUUAUUUUUAUGCGCUUCUUGGAAACUUUGGAAAACAUCUUUCUAAAUAAGGAACACACACAAGAGAUAUCCCCAGUCUUCUUUACUUGGCAGCUAACUAAAAAAAAAAAAAACUAAAACAAAAUAAACCACAAUCGUAUCUCCAGCUAGAACCAUACAGAGGUUGUUUUUCUCUUCACUACUCUCGUCAUCUUCUAACAUGGAUAUAGAAUCAGACGACUCGGAACGCUGGGAGGACUUCUUUGGAAGCUCAACAGAUCUCACACCCUCAUUAUUAGGAAUAUACGAUACCCUCACUGGCAGUCUAGUUGUUGAUAAUAAUCCACAAAAACGUCAAAGAAGCUUACCAGAUCUCACAGAAGUCAACACAGAAAAAUCAACUUCUAAUCAAAAUCUAAACAUCGAAGAAGACUCCAACGUCCUUAUCAAUUCAAAAUCACCAAAUCAUCCUGAAUCUGAUACCGAACAACGUUCGCAGAAAUUUGAAAGAAAUACAAAAAUUAGUCGCUCAAAUAUUUGUAUUCUUUCACACAACGUCCAAAGACUUCUUCACCACUCGGAUUCUUUAGAAAAAAUCGAUGGUGAUGCCAUAAGACAACAGAAAAUAAGUUCCGAGCCUAAACCAGCUCAUAAGUUUCUCAAGAAAAAUCAAUCGAAACAUCAGAUCAAGCUAUCAAACAUUCCCCUGUCAAAGAUAACUUCGAAACUGACACAAUCUAGCAAAGAACUUGUGGAGACUUUUAACUCUAGUACUGAAUAUUUGGAUAAUAUCGGUGAUAGAAAACAUCAACUACCACACACACCGAUUGUAUUCGAUAGUGAAAAAACUCCAACGAAUGCAACAAAUGAGGCUUUCAACUUUGAAGUUGCAACACCGAAGAAAUUGAUUCCAGUGACUCCACCGUCAUUACUUGACACCGACGACGAUAUUAUCGAAGUGGAGAAAGUCAUGGAACUUGGAGCACUCUACGAUCGAGAUACUAAACCUAAAAUGACUGACGUUAUCGAAGCUUAUAACUAUUCAGUAGGCUUGAGUCUAAGUGAGGUCUCUUCUACUAACACUGAUUCAACUGAAAAUAGCAUUUCUUCGGUAGAAAGUUCAUUAAAAAAUCUAGAACUAUCACCAACAGCAUCUCGUAAACAAAGUCCACAAUCUUCACCUCUGCUAACUUAUUCCCGUUUAUCAGCAAAUAAAGCUUCAACACCGAUCUCGUCCCCAUUAAACAAAACCAAUGAACAAUCCAAGACUUCAAUGGAAAGUCUUACAGAUCGUCUGAGUGACAUGAAAUCCAAAUUCUCACCAAAAGAAUCACGUAAAUUAAAACUAAUACCGCCAGAAAUUGCCAUUUUGAAACAUCGUCCACUAUCUUCUUCGUCAAUUUCUUCGACUUCGUCAAGUUCAAGUUCCGGAUCGGAACAUAUCAAACUUGCUACUUCGUAUUUAGCUAGUGUGGAGAGUUUAGCUGAUCAUAGUGAGAAUGAAAUUGAUAACCGACAUGGAACUUAUUCGGUUUUUGAACGAGCUUGUAUGGAACUUGCUGAUACUGAGAGGAAUUAUGUGGAAGAUUUGAGACAAGUUAUAAGAGGGUAUUUACAAGAUUGGAGAGAACGGGCCUGUCUACCUACAAAUCAGCUUUCGAUACUCUUUAGUAAUAUUGAAGAUAUUUAUGAAUUCAAUGUUACAUUGCUGAAGCUGCUUAUUAAUUCUGGAACAAACCCCGUCAAAAUUGCCAAGUGCUUUAUUGAUCUCAGGGAUGGGUUCGAUGUAUACACGACUUAUUGCACCAGCUACCCAGAGGCAAUAUCACUUCUAACAAGUCUCCUCCAGGAAUCCCAUACCAAUGCACUAUUAACAUCAACACAAAAAAUGCUCCAUCAUACAUUGCCAUUGGGCUCACAUUUAUUAAAGCCAGUUCAACGAAUCUUGAGGUAUCAUCUUUUGCUCGAUAAUUUACGUAAACAUUGUGAUGUCAAGGAUGUUGCUAGAGCACAUGAGAUCAUGCAAGAAGUUGCUGCAAAUAUUGAUCAAGUUAAAUGGAAAUUAGAACAGAAGAGCCGUGUUAAGGAACUGUCGGGUAUAUUGGAUGGAUGGAUGGGACCAAAACUUACUGUACUUGGUGAAUUACGACAAGAGGGUAUUUUAAUGGAACAUAGUAAGCCAAGGAGAGUUUUUCUAUUUGGUACAAUGUUGAUUAUAACGAAGCCGAAAGAAGAUGGAAGACUUCAAUUUAAGAGAUUAAUUCAACAAAACAACUUGAUGCUAAAUGAACAUUUGCCUGGUGAGCCAACAAGUUUCUACGUCAUUCCCUAUGAUGAUCCACGUAGUCAAAUCAAAUUGACAGCUAGAAAUCGUGAACAAAAACGAGUAUGGGCUCAAGAUAUCAAGAGUGUUAUGCUCGAGAAAUUCAAUAAUAUACCAAAUCGAGCUAGAGAACUUGUCUACAAGUUGGGUGAUGAGGAAGAUCGAACCCCUGACACCAACAAAUGGAAAUGGUCUCUCAACAACUCUAAGCCGAUUUAUCUUGAACGCCGAAAUGAAUGUCGUCGCAGUGAGAUUCGUAAUCGUUCAAAAAUCAAACGUAAAACUUCUGUCACCAAUUCAACAUCAUUUGAAGGUUUCAAUGAUAAAAAAUCUGUCCUUGAACAUCGUACAUUGUCCAAAAAUCAUAGCAUGGAUGAUAAUAUGAUGGCAACUUUACCAAGAACUGCCUCAUCAACUAAUAAUGAUGAAUGCCAUUGUUCGAAUGCUCCUGACUGUGACUGUCCUAGCCAAAAAUCGUCCACCAUUAAUCCGGCUUUGAGUAAAUUCAAUAAAGAACGAAGCAAGUCUGUGCCACGAAUGAGUGUUUUGUCACCCGAAAUCGAUGAUGAUCGAAUGUCCAUCAAAGAAAAUUUAGAUAGCCGCAAGUCUAAGUCGACCAAAUCGGUGGAAGUUAAAAUGUACAAUACCAAGACUAUACCUAAGAGAAUUGCCACUUUGAAGAAAAAUCGUUCGAAGAAAGAGACUUCUACGUUUUAUAUGGAUCUGAAUGAAUUCGAAGAAACGGUCUUGAGAAUCACAGAGUCCACGGAGAAUCUUAGUGAAAUCGAAAAAGCUGAAGAAGCCAUUCCUGAAGAGAUAUCAAAUAAAGACGAUGAAGAAGAAGUUGAAAAAGAAGAGGUCCCACCUGAAGUUUCUACAAAAGAAGAUGCCCAAAUAAUCCUCGACUUGUUGAAGAAUAACAAAGAUUUCGAUAGAAUCUACAAAAAGCCUCAAAAGAAGAAAUCUCUUGAAAACGGUUCGACUUUAAACAGUCCAGAACCUUUGGCUAGUCCUGAAGAACUUCCUCCACGACCUCCCUCAAAGUCUCCUCCGCCUCUAGAAGUCGAAGAACCCACAGAGUCAUCAGAACCUAUCUACGAAUCACUUCUAAGAAACGUUCAUGUACCGUAUAAAUUUUCACCGAUACUCAACCGGUCCAAGUCUCAACAGUAUUACAAGCCUCGGGAGAAGAAAUCCAGUCCAACCAACCGACCUGAAUCAGAUUAUGUCACUUUGGUCUAUUCAGCUUCAGGGAACCUACAAAAAAUCGGUGAUGAUUUAGUCGGUGGGGGUUUUUCUAGUGGUCCUCAGCUUCGAAGCAGCGAUUCGAAGAUCAAUUACGAAACAAUACCAACUAAAGAAGCUUGUCCAUCAGCUCCAACUUCACCCAAAAUUUCGAGUAUUUCCCAAUCCGAAGUUAUAUAUGCUCGUCCAGUAACAAAGAAUUUGGUUAAAAGACUGCUGAGCAGUUCUAAAUCUGAAAACGUAUCGGGCUCUGAAAAUUCGCUGAUCCCACGAGUUAGAAAGAGCGUCGAAUCGGUGUCGCUAAGUUUUGGAAAGUUCAACAAGCCUCCGGAGAGGCGAGUUUCUGACGUCACCGAUAUGUGUCGGCAAAGCUAUCUCCAUCGACAAGGCAGCGAAGCAGUGGGUGAGCGAAUAGCUAACGUCGAUUAUGCUGAUCCAAGAACCCUUUUUGCAAACGGUUCGGUGAACAAUUCUGUGGUGUCACUUAACAUCAAAGGCGAUUCGGUAUUCUCCCUCACUUCAUCCAGCGAUAGUGUUUUUGAUUUCUGCAAGAAAAAACGAGAUCUCCCAAUAAACCUGGAAUAUUUAGACAAAAUGGCAGCUUCUGGUCUUGAGAAAGACUUUCGUGAUUCAGCGAUUUAUAGCGAUGACAAUGAAAAACGUCAUGAAUACGGCGAUAUGCAAGCCAAUGAUAGUCCUCCACCACUGCCUCCACCACGAAAGCCCUUUGGCAUUUCAAACCCUGCUGUAAUUGUGGGACCUGCGCAUAUGUCUAGUUCAGCUUCAAGAAGUUGGGUUAUGAAACAGAUUGAGAAUUUUAGCCGGGAAAAUCAGCAAUAAAGAAAAAAUUUCAAAAAAAUAUGAAAAAAAAACCGACGAUUUUACUUAUAUAGACUUAGAGCCUAAGCCAUAUUAGUUAUUUAGGGUACAUUUUACAUAUUAUAUAAACUUUUAUAGUGUUAAAUUGCUUGUACAAUAUUAUUUUUCUUGUAAUAAUUUAUAUAAAAAUAAUAAAUAUAAUAAAAUAUUUAAUAAUUUUAAUAAAACAAAAAUUGCACACAUGUUUAUGUGAACUUUUUCAAGGUACUGUUUAAAUGAGAAAGCUUUAGUCCAAUCUACUAGAAUUUGUAAUUUUUUUUUGUAAAUUUUUCUUGGAUUGUUAAUAAAAAGAAAUAUUAAUUCAAUUUUUUGUAGAAAUGUAAGUUAUAUGCGAUCUUGUUAAACUUUUUUAGGGCAGUUUUUAUCAUGGAUCUUU